UUCUCAAUUUUCUAACCGGUUUUUGUAUGAAAUUAACUCAGAAGAUGCCUCCCGUUCCCGGUGACCGAGAAGAAGAAGAAACCGCUUUCCAAAUAAUCAAUCAAGAUAAUUUUCCUAUAGCAGUGGUCGGCCAACCGAUUUUGAAAGCGUUCGAUCAAGACGUUCAAAAAUCCAAACCUAACGUAAUCGUCCAUCCGACUAGAAGAAUAAACAAUAAUAAACUCGAAGAAAACAACGAUGAAAUUAAAAGGAGUAUUACUAAAUCACACGGGAAUUUAUGCCAUAACAACAGCGCCGAUCAAAUUAAUCUAGAAGGUCUUAAAAAUGAGCUAGAUACGGAUGCGUUUACCAAAACGUUAGAUUCGAAAUUGAAGAGGCUGCAAAAAUUUGAGGCGAAACAACAAAAAUUUUCUAAUAAUACCGAUCCACCAACAUCGAAGAAACCCUUUGUGACAACUGUGAAAAAAGGGCAAUUUCUAGAACCGCCGCCUGAGAUAGCAAAUCUUAUCGGUAUGAAAAUCGAUGAAACGAAAAUCGUGAAAAAAAAUCCAAAGGAAAUGAAGAAACUUUACGCUUUUUCCAGUCAACCGAGAAUUUUGAGCAGGACUCCUCCUAGGACUGUCCAUCAAAACAGAUGUGAAGCAGCAGCGUGCGCGGCUGCCAAAUUGGUUGGGACCGUCGUGGGAAUCAAAAAACAAAACGAAAAUUUAAGAGAAACUAUAAAACCUCAUCCGCCAUUAGACAAGAAAAAAUUGAAAGAAAACGACGCUACCAGAACGGAAAAUCAGCCCAAAUGGAAUCCCAAUUUCGCAUUUGCUAAACUUCUAUCAUGCGAUGAGGUUGACCAGCACCGAGUCGAGCAGGCUAAAAGAAGAUAUAUAGCAAGGAAAAAGGCGAUAAAUCAACAUGCAAAACAUCCUAAACAACAAGUACAAGCUCUUUAUGCCGUUCCGGUUCAUUUACAACAGAAAUUAUUAGAACUGAGCGAAUUACAACAAUCGUUAACAAACAAGAGUAUUUCUGACGCUAGUACUCAAACUGACACGCAAGAUUACGCCAUAGAUAAACCAAAAGAUUUGAAAGUGAAUGAUGUUCAGGUUCAAGUACGUCCUACUGAUCUUUUUGAUUUGAGUUCUGAAGUGAAGAGUAUUGUAGAAAUUCUAGUAACGAAAACUAUAGAAGAAGCUUUGAUCGAAGUAUUAGAAGAAGAAGAAAUGAUGACGAUGAAAGAACAACAACGGAGAUUCUUAGAAUAUAUGAUGACGAAAUCCAGCGAGGAUUCACUGGAGAACGAUCACGGCUUUAGUGAUGAAAAAUUUUCGACGAAUAUGUUUUUAAAUAGUUACGUACCUAAUUUGAUAACCUCCGUAUAAAUAUAUAGUAAAAAACAAAUUUAACUCAAUUAAGACAUAAAUAAAAUUUAAUUCAUAAUUAAUUUAUCUUAGUGUAAACACUGGUCAUGUGAUAUAUGGGAAGAAGGAAUUAUCUAUUAUAUAGUUAAAAAAACUACAUUUAAAUUUCAACAAUAUAGAUUGGUGCUAAACCUUUAAGUUGGUUAGUAUACAAUAAAUCACAUUUUCUAAUAUAAUUUUAUAGAAUUU
Messenger RNA from Diorhabda sublineata, 1601 nucleotides. RefSeq lists its product as uncharacterized. The transcript has 8 exons. NCBI's taxonomy places the organism in Eukaryota, Metazoa, Arthropoda, Insecta, Coleoptera, Chrysomelidae. Gene Ontology annotation, cellular component: cilium. The record is from RefSeq and is a predicted model, not a curated record. The coding region runs from base 27 to 1373 and encodes 448 amino acids.